AAACAUGUCGGUGAAGACAGCACCAAAAAUGGUGCUGGAACCAUGCGCGCAACGAUUGUCUGGUCGACUGUAAUGUUCACUUAUUCUGUGGUCUUCACUGACAUUAAAUUCAAGAAUUAAUUCAAUUCUAACCUCAUUCCGGUCGCACAGUUAGGUUAUGUUACCAAAGUCGUCCAAACGGGCUUUUUUGAUUAAGCUCCUUGUGGGGUCCGCUUUGGCAAUUCAUUUGAGUGUUUUCGUAAUUAAACCACUAGUAUUGUCCGAAAAGAGUAAAAAAAAUUCAACGAAGGACAGUUGAGUGGGUUGAAUUAUGCGAAUUAGGAGACCUGGCAAUUUGACCGGUGCUCAGUUAGGUUUUGCUACCGCUUUAGGUAUAAUUGGGGGCUUUUACAUUUGGCGGCCGUUCUUCCAUAAAGAGAAACAAGCGCCAAAGGUGCCAGAACCGGACAAAUAACUCAGGAUGGGGUGGUACAAGGCCUGGGCUGCGAAACAGCAGGGGAAGGGCUCCCUCCUGGUGAUAGCUGGCGUCGGCGCUACGGCCUUUCUAUGGAUUGGCUACAGCCAAUUUUACAAGCCCUGGCGCUCCAGACGCCGCUUGCAGGAAGCCGAAGAGUACGCCAAUGUUUUGUUAAAAAGUCAGGAGUAAAUGUUGUAGUUCGUGUUAAUUAAUAAACUAGAGUUUUGAUAAUUUUAUUAACGACUACUAAUUACAAAAAAUUAUUCCUCCUUGAACUUCCCGUUGUAGUAGGGCAUGUACUGGAGGAUGAGCUUCCAGUCGGUGGCGUACGUGAUCCCGACGCCUGCCGUGGCCCCGAAGGCCACCGCGGACCCGAUCCUGUAAACUGUUGCAUAACACCCCCAAAAUUGUAACAAAAACUCACCAUUGCGAGGCGAUUUCUAUGUGUUUUUUGCCGAUUAGCCGCAAGGGGCCCGGGAGUCGCACAGCGGGAGACAUAGCGCGUUUUGAACGAUGCAAGAAAUAAAAUGCAAUAACCCCCUUGUACAAAUGUCACACUGACGUUUCUAUUUCUACUACUGGCAUCUGCUGUAGUAUUUGCACAGCAAACAAAACCGGCGCCAAAUUUGAACCGUAACGAUUUAACGCGUAACCAGGGAACGAAAAGCGCAGUAACAUGGAGUUUGUCGUGGAUAAGGUUUCCGAGGACUCAUUUUACGAGAAUCUUCUAAUCGGGUUGCCCAAAGUUUUGGAAAAACUGCCAAGUGUGUCCGAUUUGUACUUGGAGCGGUUUUCCCCAGUCCAGCACAAUAAUAUUUGCGCCUGGGAGCAGAAACAUGGUGUUUUGUUGCCGGAGGAUUUGCGCUCGUUUUACGCCUCAACUAACGGUCUGUUGUACACUUAUAAUUUCCAUUAUAGAGAUUCGGGGUCCGAGGAGGAUAAGGUCGUGGGCCGGAUUGAAGUCAAUGGUUUGAAUGAACUGGCCCCCGUGUACGGCUACGAGAUUAAGCCCGACCCUGGCGUGAACAUGGAAGACGACCACUAUGAGUUAAAACUGGGCACUGACAGCAAAAUUUUUGAGCUGGUCAAUUUGAACGAUCUUGGACGAGUGAUUUUGGUGUACAUAAACCACCGCUACUUGCCGAGCAUUUGGCUCCACAACGCUUCGAUGAAAUUCAAUUUUCUCGCUGACGACUUCACGACUUACCUCCGUAUGUGCGUCCACCACUUGGGAAUCCCCUUUUGGCAGUUCUCGUUCAGUGGAGAGGGGAUACCGGAAUGGAGCGAGAUGGUCUUUCGAUUGCUGGCGCCGGCAAUUCUGCCCCUACAUAAAAAAAUCGACGAGAUAAAAAAACACGAUGAUGAAUUUUCCGACAUCCUAAUAAAUAAAAUCGACUCGAAUAUAUUCAGAACCACGAGACUAACCCCAAACACUAUGCCGCCCAACGAACCAAAUUUAACCCCGCGUCAAAUAAAGAAGAAACAAUUGAAGCCGAAAUUUCCGCCCAAGUUGCAAAAAAAGCCCCUUCAUCACAGCAAAAAAAAUUAAGUCAGUUUGAUUAUCGGAAAGUAGCGAUUGACCGAGAAAUCGAACUCUGGGGGCGUCACCGAGUCUUUCUUGUGCCCCCCGGCUAGCAACUUCAACACAAUAAAAUUAGUUUUGGAUAUUUUAAUCAGGUCGAUUAUUUCGCUAUCAGCUUGGAUGUUCUCCAGCAAUUGGCGCGCUUGGUGGAAGUGUUUGCACCCCGUUACGUAAAAAUAAAUACUAUCAACUGGUUGUUGCAACCUCUCAACGGACGUCAUCUCCCGAAAUUCCGAGUACUGGACUGGGGGCGGCGUGAGGAGGUUCUGAAAGGGGGCGAAACGGUGCUCAUACCGCACUUGUUCGUUAUCGAACUGGGGGUGGGGCAUCGUCAGUUUCCCGUCCAAUCGGAAGCCCAUCAAAGCCUGCAAUUAGCCCAAUUAAAAGUGCACAAUUAAUACGCAAUGUUUACUUUGUAGUAACCGCCGCACAUGUUCUGUAACGCCUGGUAAUAAACAAUGUCCCGAUUGUAGGGCCUUGGUUUUCUCUUGUGUUUCGGUUUCUUUUUCGACGUGUUUUUCGACUUUUGUAACUCGUUUAUGAGCUCGUUUUCGACUAGAAAACUAUCAGCCCGUGAAAGGGCCGACACCAGCCACCCGUAUAAAAACUCGUACAAGUACC
Molecule: messenger RNA, 2660 nt
Organism: Tribolium castaneum (red flour beetle)
Lineage: Eukaryota; Metazoa; Arthropoda; Insecta; Coleoptera; Tenebrionidae
Product: tubulin polyglutamylase complex subunit 2
Exons: 5
Coding region: 1134-2006 (290 amino acids)
Biological process (GO): protein polyglutamylation
Source: RefSeq, a predicted model, not a curated record